Messenger RNA from Haemonchus placei, 222 nucleotides. Lineage: Eukaryota; Metazoa; Nematoda; Chromadorea; Rhabditida; Trichostrongylidae. The record is from the annotation of a GenBank genome assembly.
AUGUCGAAUUUAUUGCAGACCAGCUGGCCAUGGCCAUAUUCAACCGUUGAUCAAGUAUGUAUUCUUCAGGCUGACCAAGCAGUCGAAGUAUGCGACGAGUCAAAAGUAGUGCAAUACGUGAAUCGUGCCUACGAGAGUGUUACUGGAUGUCUGAGAGGAGAAGUCGUUGGUGAGCUCUCCUUUUUUUCAAAAUUUUUUUUCCAUCUUUUUCUCCGUUUUUGA